This is a messenger RNA of Schistocerca americana (American grasshopper), 1771 nucleotides long. RefSeq names its product glycerol kinase-like. NCBI's taxonomy places the organism in Eukaryota, Metazoa, Arthropoda, Insecta, Orthoptera, Acrididae. Gene Ontology annotation, molecular function: glycerol kinase activity. The record is from RefSeq and is a predicted model, not a curated record. The transcript has 13 exons. Gene Ontology annotation, biological process: triglyceride metabolic process; glycerol metabolic process; glycerol-3-phosphate biosynthetic process. Gene Ontology annotation, cellular component: mitochondrion. The coding region runs from base 104 to 1771 and encodes 555 amino acids.
ACAGAUUUUUUUCAGAUUCAAUUAUUCAGCGUGUAAAAUAGAGUACUGUCUUCUAAACAUCGAGGAUGAGUGUACACCUCUCUGAGCGCACAGAAAUUUGAGAAUGUCGUCCACGAACAGAUACGGCCCAUUGAUUGGUGCCUUAGAUGAAGGAACGAGUAGCACCCGUUUUAUGGUUUUUUGUGCACGCACAACAGAAAUUCUCACUUACCAUCAAAUGGACAUAAAUGUGGAAUGCCCUCAGGAAGGCUGGGUUGAACAGAAUCCAGUAGAAAUUUUGUCUGCUGUACUUCAAACUAUUAAUCAGUGUGUAGAAAACUUGAAAGAACAUGAAAUUGACCCAGCUGAUAUUGUAACUAUUGGUAUAACCAACCAAAGGGAGACUACUAUGGUAUGGGAUCCAAAUACAGGAAAACCUCUGUACAAUGCUAUAGUUUGGUUGGAUGUAAGAAAUACAGAUACUGUUGAUGAGCUGCUAAAAGGUGUUCCAGAGAGGAAUCAAGAUUACUUCAAACCCUACUGUGGUCUACCAGUAAGCACAUAUUUCAGUGCUCUGAAACUAAAGUGGAUGAUGGACCAUGUUCCUACAGUAAGAAAGGCUGUUGAUGAUAAGUCAUGUAUGUUUGGUACUGUGGACACUUGGCUUAUAUGGAACCUGACAGGAGGCCCUAAUGGUGGUCUGCAUGUGACUGAUGUUACCAAUGCUUCACGGACUAUGUUGAUGAACAUCGAGACACUUCAGUGGGAUGACACACUCUGCAAAGUUUUUGGUGUUCCUAAAGAAAUACUGCCUGAAAUUAAAAGUUCAUCAGAAAUUUAUGGGCGUAUUGCUGUUUCACCUUUGGAAGAUGUCCCAGUCUCAGGUGUGCUUGGAGAUCAACAGGCUGCUCUUGUUGGCCAAAUGUGCCUGCAGCGAGGGCAAGCGAAGAUCACUUAUGGAACAGGAGCCUUCUUGCUUUACAAUACAGGAACUGCUGCAGUGCAGUCAAAUCAUGGGCUUUUGACAACUGUAGCAUACCGUAUGGGUGAAAAUUCACCUCCUGUUUAUGCUUUGGAAGGUGCCAUUGCCAUUGCAGGUGUUGCAUUUCGUUGGCUGAAAAAUAACAUCAGACUUUUGGAAAAUGUCUCAGACUCAGAAAGAGCAGUAGAUGCAGCUCAUAGUGAAGUUUAUUUUGUCCCAGCAUUUUCAGGACUUUAUGCCCCAUACUGGCGAAAGGAUGCACGUGGUGUUAUAUGUGGAAUAGAAGAAACAACAACAGGAGCAGACAUUAUAAAGGCAGCUAUGGAAGCAGUUUGUUUUCAGACAAGAGAUGUUAUUGAUGCUAUGAAUAAGGACUGUGGAAUUACUGUGAAGAGCCUACUUGUGGAUGGUGGUUUAACUGUAAACAACACAAUAAUGCAGCUGCUAGCAGAUAUAUGUGGCAUUUCAGUUGUUCGGCCAGAUUUAUCAGAGGCAACUGCUUUAGGAGCUGCUAUAGCUGCUGGGAUUGCAGAAGGAAUAGAAGCAAUUGAUAUAAAAAAUGUUUGUUUAUCAUCUACUGAUGUCUUUGAACCAUCAGUAUCAGAGGAUGAGCGUGAUAUAAAAUAUUCCAGGUGGAAGAUGGCCAUAGAAAGAAGCCUAAACUGGGAACUAGAGAUUGUUGAAGAGGAACUAGCCCAGCUUCAUGGAGACGAUAAGGAGAAAUAUUUGCAAUCAUCUAUACCAUUCAGUCUGUUUGUUGUUUUAUCGUUUGGUCUUUUGGCUAUUUCUCAACAUUUAGCAAAAGUGUAG